Messenger RNA from Geodia barretti, 726 nucleotides. NCBI's taxonomy places the organism in Eukaryota, Metazoa, Porifera, Demospongiae, Tetractinellida, Geodiidae. The record is from the annotation of a GenBank genome assembly.
GCAAUAGAAGCUGCCGCAGAGAUUGUCCGCAACUCAAACUACCUAGUCGCACUCGUGGGUGCCGGCCUCUCUGCAGAGAGCGGUAUCCCCACGUUCAGGGGAGCGGGCGGGCUGUGGACGCGACUAGGCGAACCGAGCUGGAACGGCUACCAGGAUCUUCUGAAAGACCCCGUUGGAUGGUGGAGAAACCAGACGGAGUUUCGGGCCGCUAUCGAUGCAGCCGAACCGAACGCCGGCCACAUCGCCCUUGUCAGCCUCGAACGGAUGGACAUUCUCAAGAUGACCAUCACUCAGAAUGUGGACAAUCUUCACGUCCGGGCCGGAUCUACACGACUGAUCGAGAUUCACGGCAAUCGUACCAAGGUGCGGUGCAUCGUCUGCGAAUCACGCUGGCUGAGGGAGGCAUUUGACUACGAAGACUUGCCACCUGCCUGUCCCGAAUGCGGAGGACUCGUUAAGGGUGACACGGUAAUGUUCGGGGAACCGAUACCGCCUCGCGUCCUUGAGGCCUGCUUCAAUGCCACAGACAAAUGCGACUGCAUGAUAGUCUGCGGCACGUCUGCCACUGUAUAUCCUGCGGCAUCAUUCCCACAGGCCGUCGCCGAGCGUGGCGGCUUCGUAAUCGAAGCAAACCCCAAUCCGACACGGCUUUCGGAGAUAGCCGACGUAGUGCUCAAAGGACCGACCGGGAUCACCCUGCCCCGCUUGGUCGACAGGCUCCGAUAG